AUGACUGAGCCCAUGGAUCGCACCAAAAAGGAGGCACUUUCUGCUGGUUCGAGCGAGACUGCAGUGGCGGGCGCCGCUGAGUCGACCUCGGCGCAGAUGGAGGUAGAUGGAACUCGCCAGGAAAAAAAACUCUCGCCUUCUUCUUCAUCGACGCACUCCAAGGAUCAAACCGGGGAGCGUGGCUCGCCGGAAUCGCUCUCGCCGGGCGAAGAGCAUAGCCCCUUGCAAUUGACGCCGUCGCAAAGUGAAAGGAUGAACAAGAAGCAGGUGAUGGUCAUCAUGGGCGCAUUAUGCCUGGCGCUUUUCCUAGCUGCAUUAGAUAUGACGAUUAUCUCCACUGCUUUACCCACCAUCGCGGCUAAGUUUCAUGCCAAUGAAACUUCAUACACAUGGAUGGCAUCGUCGUAUCUCCUUGCCAACGCCGCAUGUUUGCCUCUUUGGGGAAAACUCAGUGAUAUCUGGGGCCGCAAGAUCAUCAUUCUCCUAGCAAACAUCCUGUUCCUAGUUGGUAGCUUAAUAUGCGCCUUGGCCAACAGUCUUGCCGUAUUUCUUGUUGGCAGAGCUCUACAAGGUAUUGGAGGAGGUGGAAUUAUCAUUCUAGGUCAGAUCUGCGUAAGUGAUCUGUUCAGCGUAAGAGAGCGACCUGUGUAUUAUGCUAUGUUUGGUGCGGUUUGGGCCAUCGCCGGCUCACUCGGCCCUGUUAUUGGCGGAGCUUUAACCCAGAAAGUCACAUGGCGAUGGUGUUUUUAUAUCAACCUUCCUGUGGGAGGUGUGUCGUUCUUGAUUCUUCUUAUUUGGCUUAAGAUUGAGUCACCCAAAACUCCGCUUCUUGCUGGCCUUCAAGCGAUUGACUGGCUGGGAACUUUAACGAUCAUCGGUGGCACCAUCAUGCUUCUCUUCGGACUGGAAUUCGGAGGAAUUACAUACCCUUGGAAGUCUGCAACAACGAUCUGUUUGAUUAUUUUUGGCGUCGUUACCCUAGGACUCUUCUGGGUCGUCGAACGGAAAAUCGCCAAAUACCCAAUCAUCCCCACCACCAUCUUCGAAUCUUUGAGCAAUAUCUUCACUCUCGGCGUCAGCUGGUCCCAAUCCAGUCUUUUCAUUGCCGGAGCAUACUAUCUCCCAAUUUACUUCCAAACCGUACUGGGUGUGGGCCCAAUUCUCAGCGGUGUCUACAUUCUCCCGCAGGUCGUCGGACUAGCCGUACUGUCUAUCGUUGCCGGAUUCGUCAUUCGUAAAACGGGCGACUACCUCUGGAUCAUGCGCAUUUCCUUGGUGAUCAUGACUCUAGGCUACGGACUUCUCAUCGACCUUAAACCCUACGCAUCCUGGCCGCGCAUUAUUAUCUAUCAGCUCAUUGCCGGUAUCGGCAUUGGCCCAAACUUCCAAGCACCCCUUAUUGCCAUCCAAUCUGUUGUGAAGCCCUCGGACGUCGCCUCUGCCACCUCAACAUUCGGGUUCACGCGCCAGCUCUCGACAUCCACGUCUCUCGUCUUUGGCAGCGUGGUCUUCCAAAACGUCAUGAAGCAGUCAGCAUCUAAGAUCAGAGAGGCGCUUGGCCCUGAGCUCGCACCAGCGUUCCUUGGCACCAUCGCAGGCUCGAACAUCGAAAGCUUGCAUCUUCUUAACGACGCGCAAAAGCACGUCGUAUUUGUAGAAUACACCCAUGCCUUGAGUCGACUGUGGGUGUUUUACACCGUGGUUGGAGUCCUGGGAUGUCUUUUUAGCCUUGGGAUCAAGAAAAAGGAGCUGAGCCAGAAGCACGAAGUCACAAAAACCGGCCUUGCGGAGCAAGAGCGCGCGAGAAAAGAAAGAAUCGCGGAGGAACAGGAGAAGAAGAGACAGAAGGCCCAGCGAAACGGCGCCCAACGCGAGAAGCAACAGGAGGUUUAG
Ophidiomyces ophidiicola is the source of this 1893-nucleotide messenger RNA. RefSeq lists its product as uncharacterized. Bases 1 to 1893 code for a protein of 630 amino acids. Gene Ontology annotation, biological process: transmembrane transport. Gene Ontology annotation, molecular function: transmembrane transporter activity. NCBI's taxonomy places the organism in Eukaryota, Fungi, Ascomycota, Eurotiomycetes, Onygenales, Onygenaceae. The transcript is spliced from 5 exons. The record is from RefSeq and is a predicted model, not a curated record.